UGGCAGUGGUUGUGUAUUUUUUGAAGAGGUGCUACAGCCUACAGGUGAGGUGGGGAGUUCAGACCGCAAGAGCAACAGUACUGAAAUGAUCAAACAUCUUCAUGCAACAUAGAUAUGCAAGACAUCAGGAUUCCUGAAGACGUUGAAAGUUUCGGGCCUGGAUUUUAACGAACAUUGAUAAUCUUAUUGUUCCUGCCUCCAUCCUCAGUCCACAAUGAAUAUCAGCACAUUCCCUCUGAAUCUCACCAAUUCAACCAAUGGGACAGAUGUACCCAUCAUCGGUGGGCCCUCGUGGACAAUGGCCAUGAUGACACUGAUAACAGUCCCACUGUCUAUCAUCACAGUCAUCGGCAACAUCCUGGUCAUGAUCUCAUUUCGGAUCAACCCGCUCUUGAGGACAGUGAGUAACUACUUCCUCUUGAGCUUAGCUGUGGCUGAUUUAACUUUGGGCGCUAUAUCCAUGAAUCUCUACACUACCUACAUCGUGAUUGGCCACUGGACUUUAGGAAACCUGGCCUGUGACAUCUGGUUGGCCGUGGAUUAUGUGGCAAGCAAUGCGUCCGUUAUGAACCUGCUGGCCAUUAGCGUCGACCGCUACCUUUCUGUCACGAGACCUCUGACCUAUCUGGCCACGAGAACGCCCAGAAGAGCCAUAGUGUUGAUUACGUUGGCGUGGACCGUGUCGUUUGUGAUUUGGGCACCAGCCAUUCUGUUCUGGCAGUAUAUAGUUGGUGAAAGGACCGUUCCAGAAAAUGAGUGCUCAGUGCAGUUUUUAUCUCAGCCUGUGAUCACAUUUGGAACGGCCAUCGCUGCGUUUUACCUGCCAGUGAGUGUGAUGGUUGCGCUGUACUGGAAAGUCUUUCAGGUGACAGAGAAACGCUCAAAACAGCUGGCUGGACUGACGGGAACACAGGGGAAAGACACUGGAAAAUCAUCACAGAGAUCUCGUUGUACUGAGUCCUGCUGUAGAAAUGAUGUCGGAGAGCAGACGGAGCAGAAGCAGAACAGCAGGAGAACCAUCUGUCCCACCAUCACCCAGAGAACAGCAGCAUGGUGGAAAAAGAGAGAAAGAGUCAAUACACCCAACUCGGAUCAACAAGACCAAGGAACGGAUCAACAAGAUGACAAACGCAUUCCACUUGUUCAAAUAAAAAACAACAAUGUUCCUGCUGGCCCUAAUACAAGCAAUGCUACGUCCACACAACCCCGCCCUCUUAAAGUAAAUGCGGGUGCGCAGUGUCGAAAAGCUCGAAGCUCAUCUCUGAUGAAGGAGAACAAAGCGGCCCGGACCCUCAGUGCCAUCCUCCUGGCUUUCAUUGCAACAUGGACACCCUAUAACAUCAUGGUUCUGGUGUCGACUUUCUGUGAUAACUGUAUUCCUGAGGGACUGUGGCACCUGGGUUACUGGUUAUGCUACGUUAACAGCACGGUUAACCCCUUGUGCUACGCGCUGUGCAACAAGAACUUCCGGGACACGUUCAAAGCCCUUCUGCUCUGUAGGUGGAAAGAGCAUAAAAAGGGAAUAAGAUGGAGCCCAACAGGAAAUGCUUGAAUUAUUUUAACAGCUGGAUUAUUGAUGAAUAUAAUGAGAGGUUCAGCACCUGAAAUAGUCUUUUAUAAGGUUAAACGGUGUGUCAAUUAUUCAAGAUCUAAAAGAUGCACCAAAUGUACCUUAGGUUGAGCUUGUCUAUGCUUUGUGAAGAUUAAAGGAUUGCAGGACUUCGGGUUUUAAGAUUUCUCAGCAAAAUUGAGAGUUACAAAUGUAGCACAGAAAAAAAUGGUCCCAAGCUGUCAGUGGGACAGUACCCUUUAAAAAAAAAUACGGUCCUAAUAUGCACCAUUUAGGUACAGAUACGUAUACAUCUGUUAUGAAAUUGUAUCUUUAAAGUUAUAAUAUUGGGUAUACCAAUAUGUAACUCGAGAUGACCUCUUUUGGUGCAAAGGUGCCACCCUAGUGACAGCGAGGGAUAUUUUUUCUGACAGUACACUGGAUCAAGGAUAAAAAAAUAAUUUACAAACAUAGUUUUGUAGUCAACUUUCAAGCUGUGAUAUACAUUAAUCCAUUUCAAAUAGUUUUUCAACUUGUUGUAUAACUACUAUAAAGCAGUUUUAGCUUACAUUGGAUAUAUGUACUUUAGAUUUUUUGCAUUUUUAUAAUUUGAUACGUUUUUCUUGCAGUAAUGAAAGUAUGCACUUGGACUGGCAUGGACUCAACAAAAUGUAGUGCACAACAUAAUGGAUCUUUACUUUCAUUAGCUUUUAAAUCUUUUAUGGGCAGUGUUCCAGAGAUGCGUUUGGUCCCAGACUAAAAUGCAUGUUUGAGCUGUCUUACCAAAAGGUAUGUUUGUAUAGACCUUUUGCGUGUUUGCAAACAGAGAUGACUUUUUUGUGGGCGGAGCCCAACUGGUGGCAGAAAGUAACAGUGUGAAGUGUUUUAGCAUUAAAUUAUACUUUUUAUGGAUCUGGUGUUCUUUCAAAGUCUGUUUCCCUUUAGUGUAAAGUUUCUUAUAGCGUUUUCAUCACGUUAUGUUUAUUUUUUAGAUAAAUAAAAUAUUUAAAUGGCUUGACUACUGAUAUGUGUGCAUGGAUGUAAUGUAUAUGUAUUGUUCUUUAUUGGUAAAUCAAUUAUUUUUCCAUUAUGAAUCGCGAAAGUACAUAUAACAAGCAAUACUAUCAUGAAUUCUAUAUAAUAUUAUUUAUUUAAUAUUUCAUCAUUGUUCGGUUUUUCUUCCUUAUAUUUAUAGCCUACGUCAGUGGUUCUCAAACUUUUUCAGCGUGCGGCCCCCUUUGUGUACGGUGCAGUCCUUCGCGGCCCCCCCAAAGAAAAUUUAUGACAAAAAAUUGUUCUAAAACUUCACAUUUUAAUUAAACAAAACAUUAAAUUAUACAAAGUAGUGCUGCCUAAUUUUUUUUAGGUUUAAUUUCACAGAAUUCAUGAUAAAUUAAUGUAUUUUAUAAAAUGUCAUAAAACUGGGGCCCCCCUGGCACCAUCUCGCGCCCCCCCUGGGGGCCCCGGACCCCAGUUUGAGAACCACUGGCCUACGUGUUUAAACUAUUAUGUUUACAUACUAUGCAUAGGCCUGUUUAUAUAUUAAUAACACUUUACAUCAUAUGUGUGCUAUAUUUAUUAAUUAUGUAAACAUAAUAAUUUUAGAACAAACAGGAAGAACACAAGCUAAGAUAUAAGGUAAAAAGAAAUAAUAGGAAACGGAAAAAUUAUGAAAUAUUU
Molecule: messenger RNA, 3229 nt
Organism: Misgurnus anguillicaudatus (oriental weatherfish)
Lineage: Eukaryota; Metazoa; Chordata; Actinopteri; Cypriniformes; Cobitidae
Gene: chrm1a
Product: cholinergic receptor, muscarinic 1a
Biological process (GO): G protein-coupled receptor signaling pathway, coupled to cyclic nucleotide second messenger; adenylate cyclase-inhibiting G protein-coupled acetylcholine receptor signaling pathway; chemical synaptic transmission
Cellular component (GO): plasma membrane; dendrite; synapse
Molecular function (GO): G protein-coupled acetylcholine receptor activity; G protein-coupled serotonin receptor activity
Source: RefSeq, a predicted model, not a curated record